CCGUAUCUACUGACGACAACAUAGAAUGUGGUGCCGAAGACGUAAACUUGAAAACAGUAGCAUGUAACUCGAAUCUUAUCCGCAGCCAAGAUGAAGCCGCAAUUACACUGGUUCUUUGUCUGCAGUAUCAUACUCCUCAACACCCUCCAGUGUGAUGGAAUUGGCUUUACAUUCGGGUUUUCAGCUGCAGCAGCCGCCGGAGCUGCCUUGUACGCGGGACUCAACAAGCUGGGCUGUCACUUCUACGAGUGCUGCGAUCCAAGGGCUGAUUGGGUCAAAUUUAAUGCCACAGCUUUGGCUAUAGACUUUCAACACCAUCUCUACGGGCAGCACCUGGUGAAAGAUGUUGUUAUGAGAGCACUGAAAGGCCAUCUCUCCCAGGAUAAUCCAAGCAAGGCCUUGGUGAUGAGCUUUCAUGGAUGGACAGGAGGAGGAAAGAACUAUGUUGCAAGGUUUAUUGCAGAGAAUAUAUAUAAGCUGGGCAUGAGAAGCAAUUAUGUCCACCUCUUUGUUAGUACUGUUCACUUCCCUCAUGAACAACAGAGUGACAUCUAUAAGCUUCACCUUCAGGACUGGAUAAGAGGAAAUGUAAGCCAUUGUGAGAGAUCACUCUUUAUUUUUGAUGAAAUAGACAAGAUGCCUCUCGGGAUGAUAGAUGCUGUAAAGCCAUUCAUCGAUUACCAUGAGAGCAUUGAUGGAGUAGAUUUCAGAAAAUCCAUAUUCCUUUUCUUGAGUAACACUGGUGGACCAGAAAUCACAAGAACUAUGCUUAAGAUGUGGCGUGAUGGAGUGAAGCGUGAAGACGUUACUUUGAAAGACAUGGAAAGCUUGAUAGAGAAGGGAGCUUUCAAUGAAAAAGGUGGUCUUCAUCGGAGUGAAUUAAUACAACAUAGCCUUGUGGACCACUAUGUGCCCUUCUUACCUCUUGAACGCCGCCACAUUGAGCUGUGUACAGAAGAUGACUUAAAGAGGCGAGGACAUACACCAACAAAAGCUAUAAAACAACUUGUAGCAGAUGAAAUGAUGUAUUUUCCUCCAGAGAACAACCUUUUCUCCACCACUGGCUGCAAACGAGUCUCUCAGAAAGUUGGGUAUAUUCUAGCAAAUGAAGUUUAUGAUUCUCUUUUUGAUUAAAGAGUUACCAAAAGGAACUGGACUAUAUGUUACUUUAUUAAGUCUAUAAGGUAAUUAAUAAAGCUUGAAGUAACUAAGCAGAAAAAAAAUUCAAAGGAGGUGCUCUGUGUUUUCAUUAUUUUUACCAAUCCACUGUAUAGAAUAUUGGUAGUCCUGUUAUAUGUUAUAGUAAAUCAAUUUUUUUAUUAUUGUUUUUGGUUUUCUCCUUUUUAGAAAUGAAACCAAACAUGUUGAUAUGGAUUUAUUUUUUUAUGCAAAAAUGGUCUGUAUGGUAGAUUUGAAGAUAUUUCUUGUUUUUCAUAUAUGUCUAAGAUAAACAAGAACAAAUUUAUUUUUAUGUAACUGUAUCUUUAGUGGGAUGCUGUUUCUAAAAAUGUACACAAAAUUUUACUGGAGAAAACCUUAGUAAGGCUGAGUUGGUACUGGCAUUGCUUUAAAACACAAUGUGUUAUCUGUAUGAUAACAGAGGAAGGGAGGUUACAUGUCCAAUGACGGAUUUUUAAAUGAUCCUAGUCAUAGUAUCAUAAUAAUGUGCAGCUUUAAAGAAGCUGAUGCCAGAUUAGUGACAUUACUGAAUUUUUUUUUCUCUGUCCACUCAUUUGAUUAUUGUUUUUAAACACCAAAUUUGCAUAGCUUGAGGCCCAAUGAUGCUCCCUAAAUUUGAGAUAGCUUUUGAAUCAUGAUGCCCUAAAAGUGUUUCCAGGUGACAUUUUCUGGAGAGCCAGGAGUGCAUGUAUAGUGCACUGGUCACUUUGGUUUUCGUCACAAAUUUUGUUUACACCAAUGGCUUCAGAAUAAUUUUAUCACCAAGGAAUUAAUUACUAGACCUUCCUAACUAACUAUUCCUCUAUUUUUAUUUAUUUAUUUUUUCUAUUAUUAUUAUUAUUAUUGUAAAUGAUGGUAUAAUAAUAUCAAUGAUAAGAGUAAUGUGUAAAGAGUUAAGAUAGGUAGUCUUAGUAUGUGAAACCUUGGUGACUAAAAUGCUUGUGAAGCAUCUAUAUGUAAACAAAGUUUAGUGUACAUGCCUAGCACAGUGGGUCUUUGAAUACAAUAAGUUCACUUAAGUUUCUUUAUUGUUUAUAUAACUGUGUAACAGAGAACACUCAUCAGUCCAACUGCCAAGCAGACUUUGUAGUGCUUUGACUGCUUGUGUGCACAGAUUGUGAGGUAUUGCAACAUAACUUAAUAGAACAAGGUGUCACGUGUAUUUUCGGCAAAUAUUUAAAUGUAGUGAUGUGAUAUGUGCAUUAGGUGCCUGCACAGGACCUUAAAUAAGCAUGUAUCCCGUGCACAAUUGAGUUAUAGCCAUGCUUUGAAAUAAUUUGAACUUUUUUAACUCUUCAAUAAAAUCAUGGAAUUAUACAUUGGUCAUUGUUUUAAGUUUUAUGCAUAAUUAUUAUUUUUGUUACUUGUUUAUGACACUUAAAAAUCAUGAAAUCUAUUGUAGGUAUAUCCAAGCAUUUUCAAAAUAGGGGUCCUGAGAUGAAAAAUUUUGUUUCAUUAAAAUAAAAGAGUAUAUGUAUAUAUGGGUUUAAACUUCAAAGCAGUACACAUAAGUAAUAGUGUUUGCACUAGUCAUUUUUGUACUUCUAUUUGUAUGCAGCCAUUAUCCUAAUACGCAGUUGGAUUAUAAAGGCCUAUUUUAGUAGGUUUCUUAUUCCAAGAAUAUGUUUGCUGAUAUUUAAUGUAUUCACUGUUGACAUAUGCUGUAUUUGAUAUUUCUGUUGAAAACAAAAUUCUUAAAUUGGAGUUUAUCCUUGUAAUCGUUAUCUGUACAUUACAGAAAUGGGUAUUAAUAAACAGUUUGAAUGAAU
Messenger RNA from Penaeus monodon (black tiger shrimp), 2948 nucleotides. RefSeq names its product torsin-1A-like. NCBI's taxonomy places the organism in Eukaryota, Metazoa, Arthropoda, Malacostraca, Decapoda, Penaeidae. Gene Ontology annotation, molecular function: ATP binding; ATP hydrolysis activity. Gene Ontology annotation, cellular component: endoplasmic reticulum. The transcript has 7 exons. The record is from RefSeq and is a predicted model, not a curated record. Bases 91 to 1134 code for a protein of 347 amino acids.